Molecule: messenger RNA, 1803 nt
Organism: Trichomycterus rosablanca
Lineage: Eukaryota; Metazoa; Chordata; Actinopteri; Siluriformes; Trichomycteridae
Gene: prpf38b
Product: pre-mRNA processing factor 38B
Exons: 7
Coding region: 11-1444 (477 amino acids)
Cellular component (GO): precatalytic spliceosome
Source: RefSeq, a predicted model, not a curated record
AGUGGCUGCUAUGGCGGGGAAUCCUUCUCCUCAGCAGCAGCAGCAGCAGCAGCAGCAGGCGGUGCUGAAUAAAUCCGCCGGUGGGAAACACGGGAAUGUCUUACCGCUGUGGGGUAAUGAGAAAACUAUGAACUUAAACACGAUGAUCCUCACCAACGUGCUCUCCUCUCCCUACUUCAAAGUGCAGCUGUACGAACUGAAGACCUACCAUGAGGUCGUGGACGAGAUCUACUUCAAGGUUACUCACGCAGAACCAUGGGAAAAAGGCAGCAGGAAAACAGCAGGGCAGACUGGAAUGUGCGGAGGGGUACGAGGUGUUGGCACUGGCGGUAUUGUCUCCACAGCAUUCUGUCUUCUGUAUAAGCUGUUUACGCUAAAACUGACCCGUAAGCAGGUGAUGGGCCUUAUAACACACACGGACUCUCCGUACAUCAGAGCACUCGGCUUCAUGUACAUACGAUACACCCAGCCUCCUGCAGACCUGAUCGAGUGGUAUGAGCCCUUUCUAGAUGAUGAGGAGGUAUGUCGCCACGGAUGGCCUAAAGCAGCAGGUGAACGGGGAGUAGUGGUAUCUCAGCACUGCAGGUUUGCGUGCGAGCUGGACGUGAAGGCUGGUGGCGGGUGCGUCAUGACGAUCGGGGAAAUGCUGCGCUCCUUCAUGACUAAACUCGAGUGGUUCUCCACGCUGUUCCCGCGCAUCCCAGUACCUGUACAGAAGGCCAUCGACGUACAGAUGAAAAACCGACCACGGAAACCACCACAGAAAGAGGGGAAAGAAGAAGAAGAGGUGGCGGAUGGAGACUGGCACCGCUCCAGAUCCCCACGGAGAACGCCAAGCCCUCGAAGAUCCCCAAACCGCUCGCGCAGUCGCAGCCGAGCCCGAGAGCGCCGCGGAGCCAGUUUCGAACGAGAAACCGAGAGAGAGAGGGACCGCCAGCGCAAAGAGCGAGAACGAGACAGGGAAAGAGACAGGGCGGAGAGGGACAGACCAGCAGAUAGGGACAGAGAGAGGGAGCGUAAACAUUCCAGAACCCCGGACCGAAACGCGGAACGGCGCAGAAGCCGGGAACGCAGAAACGACCGGAAAGAGCGCGAGAGAGACCUGGACGGAGAUACAGAGCGCGAGCGGAGCCGGCGAAAGGACCGAGAGCACAAAGAGCGUUCGAGCGGCGGAGAGAGGGAGCUGGAGCGCUCGAAAGACAGGAAAGACAAGCGACGGCACAGGGAUGACCGAGAGGAACGGCGGCACCGGGAGGAGCGCAAAAGCAAGCGGUCCAGCCGGAGCAGGAGCCGAGAGAAGAGGCACAAAAGCGAGCGCUCGAGCAAAAAACGCUCUCGGUCGUGCUCCAGGAGCCGACAGGAGGCCUCGGAGAAGAGCAGGAAGCGCGAACGCAGUCCCAGUAAGGAGCGGGAAUUAUCGGACCACAUCAGGCAGGAGAAAUGAAGAGCACGGUGAGGUCGCUCUCACCUGGUGAAUCAAUCAUUGUAGAUAUCAACCAACCUUUUGUGUUCGGUCAGCAGAAGUGUGAGAUUCAUGCUUUCCAAGCCUUUUAAGGCUGUUAUGGACAUAAUAAAGUAAAAUGCUUUUUUUAAACGUUUCUUUUUUUUCUUCUUUUUUUUUGUUUGGUGGAAAUCUUCCAAAAAAUGUGUAUAUAGUUCUGGGGGAGCGUUUUAAAUGAUCUAGAGGAACAUGUGCUGAGUUAACUGGGCUGCACAGUGACUGGGCAGACCUGCUGGAAUUGUACUAUCUUGAAGUCGUUUCUCUGUUGCAUCUUGUUUCCUAAUAAAAAUCUUGUAUGGACA